UGGUAAGCAACUCCCAGUGUUAGACGGUGUUCCGUGGCGAUUCCCGGAAAACUGAGGAAAGACGCCGUCUGCAAUUGGCCGCACCCCCCACCCACCUCUUAGCAUCUGGAUUCUGCUCUUUGGGGGCCAUGGACCCUCCCCACCACAAUCCUUUCACUCUUUCAGCACCCCUUCCGUCUCCCCCUCAUCCUUGGCCAUCUGAAUCUCCUAGGGGUAUGCCUUUGAGGGGUGGAAGGCGUCGGGGGUUGCACUUUCCCUCCCUUGGGGGCAGCCUAGUUUGUAUCAUAUUCGUGUGAGGUAACGUCGCUUGGCGUCGUGUGGACAUUGGGGUUUAGAUCAUUUAACCCUCCCUUCCAAGCUCUUUGAUGGCUUUUAAGGAAAAGGACGGAUCCCUGGAUUUUUAGGACUAGAAUGGGGUUUGAGGACUGGGAUUUACUCUAAGCUCACUUCCACUACCAACCUCUUUACUACGAACCAUUUCUAUAGGGACUCGAACGUGGAGGGUGGGAGACGGGAGCGUUAAUGUGCUUCUCUGUCUUUCUACAGGGUCGGCGUGGCGAAGGACAGCUAGUGUCGGAGGAAAAGUAGACACCAGUUCAACUCCGCUCGCCCCCACUAUUACUUCGGGAGAAGAUGCACUGAAUACUUGGAUCUAUGAGACGAUUGAAUAUAUUUUCUCAUGAAGAGUCUUUGCUCAGUUGAACUUGGUUCUACCAUGCCCAGGGGGAGUGGCCACAACAGAUCCUAUCUGGCAGUGAGUGGCUGUCAUGAUCUCUACAGCACCGCUCUACAGCGGCGUGCACAACUGGACCAGUUCUGACCGGAUUCGCAUGUGUGGCAUCAACGAGGAGAGAAGAGCACCUCUUUCUGAUGAGGAGUCCACGACAGGUGACUGCCAGCACUUUGGAUCUCAGGAGUUUUGUGUCAGCAGCAGUUUUUCCAAGGUGGAGCUCACAGCAGUUGGAAGUGGCAGCAAUGCCCGGGGGGCAAACCCAGAUGGCAGUACAACAGAAAAACUUGGGCACAGGUCAGAAGAUCAGCCUGAUGAUCCCCAGCCAAAAAUGGACUAUGCUGGGAAUGCAGGAGAGGCUGAGGGCCUCCUGGUGCCACUGAACAGCCCAGGAGACGGGCUUAAGCUGCCCACUCCUGAUAGCACUGAGGCCAGCCAUAGCAGGGCCAAUUGCUCUUGGACUCCCCUAAGCACCCAAAUGAGCAAACAGGUUGACUGCUCGCCAGCCGGGGUAAAGGCUUUGGACUCUCGGCACAGUGUUGGGGAGAAGAACACUUUCAUUUUGGCAACUCUGGGAACUGGAGUCCCUGUGGAGGGAACCCUGCCUCUAGUUACCACUAACUUCAGUCAGCUGCCGGCACCUAUCUGCCCUCCUGCCCCUGGGUCGACCUCUGUGACCCCGUCGGUUCCCGAUCCGUUCCAGGUUCCCCUUUCUGUCCCAGCCCCAGUGCCCCACUCAGGACUAGUUCCAGUCCAAGUUGCCACAUCAGCUUCAGCUCCUUCUCCUCCCCUAGCACCAGUGCCCGCUCUAGCUCCAGCACCGCCCUCGGUGCCUGCUCUCAUCUCGGAUUCAAACCCUCUCUCGGUGUCAGCCUCUGUCUUGGUGCCUGUACCAGCGUCUGCUCCCCACUCCGUCCCAGUGCCACUGUCGGCUCCUGCUCCUACUCCUCUCACAGUCUCUGUUUCUGCACCUCCCUUGGCCCUGAUCCAGGCUCCUGUGCCUCCUUCAGCUCCCACUUUGGUCCUUGCUUCUGUCCCAACUCCGGUCCUAGCUCCCAUGCCAGCAUCCACGCCUCCAGCAGCUCCUGCCCCUCCAUCUGUGCCGAUGCCCACUCCAACCCCAUCCUCUGGCCCGCCGUCUACCCCCACCCUUAUCCCUGCUUUUGCUCCUACACCGGUGCCUGCACCCACCCCGGCCCCAAUCUUUACUCCGGCCCCCACGCCCAUGCCGGCUGCCACACCAGCUGCCAUCCCCACCUCAGCACCCAUUCCAGCCUCCUUCAGUUUGAGUCGAGUGUGUUUUCCUGCAGCUCAGGCACCAGCUAUGCAAAAAGUCCCCCUGUCUUUUCAGCCAGGGACAGUGCUGACCCCUAACCAGCCGCUGGUAUACAUCCCACCUCCGAGUUGUGGGCAGCCACUCAGUGUGGCUACACUGCCAACCACUCUGGGAGUCUCUUCCACACUCACGCUCCCAGUCCUGCCAUCUUACCUACAGGAUAGGUGUCUCCCAGGUGUGUUGGCCUCCCCAGAGCUCCGCUCUUACCCAUAUGCAUUUUCCGUGGCCCGGCCUUUGGCUUCAGAUUCGAAGUUGGUCUCUUUAGAGGUGAACAGGCUCUCUUGUACUUCCCCAUCCAGCAGCACUAACACCCAGCCUCCUCCUGAUGGGAUCCCUGGACCUUUGGCAGAUACUUCCCUCACCACUGCUUCUGCCAAGGUGCUUCCAACUUCACAGCCUUUGCUGCCAGCCCCCAGUGGGAGCUCAGUCCCACCACACCCCUCCAAGAUGCCAGGUAGCACCGAGCAACAAACAGAAGGGACUUCCGUUACCUUCUCUCCUCUCAAGUCACCUCCCCAGCUCGAGAGAGAGAUGGCCUCUCCACCCGAGUGCAGCGAGAUGCCUCUUGACCUCUCUUCCAAGUCCAACCGCCAGAAGCUUCCAUUGCCGAACCAGCGUAAAACACCUCCCAUGCCUGUGUUGACCCCUGUGCACACGAGCAGCAAGGCCCUCCUGUCCACAGUCCUGUCUAGGUCUCAGCGCACAACUCAGGCUGCCGGCAGCAACGUCACUUCCUGCCUGGGCUCCACUUCUUCGCCUUUCGUUAUCUUCCCUGAGAUGGUGAGGAAUGGAGACCCAAGCACCUGGGUAAAAAACUCCACCGCUCUGAUCAGCACCAUCCCUGGCACAUAUGUGGGAGUGGCCAACCCAGUGCCUGCAUCCCUGCUGUUGAACAAGGACCCUAACCUGGGCCUUAACCGAGAUCCUCGCCAUCUCCCCAAGCAGGAGCCUAUCUCCAUCAUUGAUCAAGGAGAGCCUAAGAGCACUGGUGCCACUUGUGGCAAGAAAGGCAGCCAGGCUGGUGCCGAGGGACAGCAAAGCACAGUCAAAUCCCGUUAUACCCCAGCCCGCAUUGCCCCUGGGCUGCCAGGGUGCCAAACCAAGGAACUGUCUUUAUGGAAACCUACAGGGCUGACAAAUAUGUACCCACGGUGUUCCAUCAAUGGGAAAGCCACUAGCACCCAGGUCCUGCCUGUUGGCUGGUCACCAUACCACCAAGCAUCUCUGCUUUCUAUUGGCAUUUCCAGUGCCGGGCAACUGGCCCCGAGUCAGGGGGUGCCUAUCAGGCCCACCAGCAUUGUUUCUGAGUUUUCUGGUGUGUCAUCUCUUGGCUCCAAUGAAGCUGUUCAUGGACUUCCUGAGGGGCAGCCACGGCCUGGGGGCCCCUUUGCUCCAGAACAGGAUGCUGUCACAAAGAACAAAACUUGCCGAAUUGCUGCCAAGCCUUAUGAAGAACAAGUCAAUCCUGUCCUCUUGACUCUCAGCCCUCAGACAGGGACCCUGGCGCUGUCUGUUCAGCCUAGCAGUGGGGACAUUGGAGUGAAUCAAGGACCUGAAGAGUCUGAGAGCCACCUCUGCUCUGACAGCACUCCUAAGAUGGAAGGCCCCCAGGCAGCCUGUGGCCUAAAGCUGGCAGGAGACACAAAGCCUAAAAACCAAGUGCUGGCUGCCUAUAUGUCCCACGAGCUGGUCUUGGCCACCCCCCAGAACUUGUGCAAGAUGCCUGAGCUGCCUUUGCUACCUCAUGACAGCCGCUCUAAGGAACUCACUUUAGAUGUGCUUCCAAGCAGCAAGAGGGGCCCCAGCACAGACCUUUCGCAGCUUGGAAGUCAGGUGGAUCUGGGGCGGGUGAAAAUGGAAAAAGUGGACGGGGAUGUGGUCUUCAAUUUAUCCAACUGCUUCCGGGCUGAUGGUCUCCCGGCAGUUCCCCAGAAGGGCCUGGCUGAAGCUCGCGCGAAAGCUGGGCAAGCUCGAGUGAAACGGGAAAGCGUUGGGGUCUUUACUUGCAAGAACAGUUGGCAACCAGAUGAAGAGACAGAAUCUCUGCCACCCAAAAAGUUGAAGUGUAACAAAGACAAGGAAAUUGAGGAAGAGCCACAGCAGCAGCCUCCGCUGCUGCCACAGCCACAUGAUAAGCCUAUGGUCCGGAAUUCCCUGGGAUCCAAGUGCCGGAAGCUGCCUGGAGACCCCCAGGAACCCACCAAGAAAAGCCCCAGAGUGGCUUCAGAUUCAGGAAAAGAGCACAAUGGAGUCAGGGGAAAGCACAAGCUCCGGAAGCCAGCAAAGCCAGAGUCCCAGCCUCCAGGAAAACGAGCUGAUGGCCAUGAGGAAGGUUCCUUGGAAAAGAAAGCGAAGAGCAGUUUCCGUGACUUCAUCCCUGUGGUUCUGAGCACUCGGACACGCAGUCAGUCUGGAAGCAUCUGCAGCUCUUUUGCUGGUAUGGCAGACAGUGACAUGGGAAGCCAGGAGGUCUUCCCUACAGAGGAGGAGGAAGAGGUGGCUCCCACCCCAACUAAGAGGAGAAAGGUGAGAAAGACCCAAAGGGACACCCAGUACCGCAGCCAUCAUGCCCAGGACAAGACCCUGCUGAGCCAAGGCCGCAGACAUCUGUGGCGAGCCCGAGAGAUGCCCUGGAGGACAGAGGCUGCCCGGCAAAUGUGGGACACCAAUGAAGAGGAGGAAGAAGAAGAAGAAGAUGAGGAGGAGGGCCUGGUGAAGAGAAAGAAACGGAGACGACAGAAGAGCCGAAAAUACCAGACUGGGGAGUACUUGACAGAACAAGAAGAAGAGCAGCGGCGGAAAGGGAGAGCAGAUUCAAAGGCCCGUAAGCAGAAGACUUCCUCCCAAAAUUCAGAGCACUGCCUCAGGAACAGGAACCUUCUCCUGUCCAGCAAAGCCCAGGGGAUCUCGGACUCACCAAACGGUUUCCUCCCAAAUAACCUGGAGGAGCCAGCCUGCCUUGAAAAUUCAGAAAAGCCAUCAGGAAAACGAAAGUGCAAGACGAAGCACAUGGCAAACGUCUCAGAAGAGGCAAGGAGCAAAGGUCGUUGGAGCCAGCAGAAGACACGAUCUUCUAAAUCUCCUACUCCAGUGAAGCCCACAGAACCAUGUACACCCUCCAAGUACCGAAGUGCUGGCCCAGAAGAGGCCUCAGAGUCACCCACUGCCCGACAGAUCCCCCCAGAGGCACGGAGACUCAUCGUGAACAAAAAUGCUGGUGAGACCCUCCUGCAGCGAGCAGCUCGCCUGGGCUAUAAGGACGUUGUUCUCUACUGCCUCCAGAAGCACAGUGAGGACGUGAAUCACCGUGACAAUGCGGGCUACACAGCCCUGCACGAGGCCUGUUCCCGGGGCUGGACUGAUAUCCUGAACAUCCUGUUGCAACAUGGGGCUAAUGUGAACUGCAGCUCGCAGGACGGCACAAGGCCAGUUCAUGAUGCUGUGGUCAAUGACAACCUGGAGACCAUCUGGCUCUUGCUAUCCUAUGGAGCUGAUCCCACACUGGCUACCUACUCGGGUCAGACAGCCAUGAAGCUGGCCAGCAGUGAUAACAUGAAGCGCUUUCUCAGUGAUCACCUCUCGGAUCUUCAGGGCAGGGCAGAGGGCGAUCCUCGCGCAUCCUGGGAUUUUUACAGCAGUUCUGUGUUGGAGAAAAAGGACGGGUUUACCUGUGACCUCCUCCAUAAUCCUCCUGGGAGUGCCGAGCACGGAGACGAUUCAGAACAGGAUGACUUCAUGUUCGAACUCUCAGACAAGCCUCUUCUCCCUUGUUACAACCUCCAAGUGUCAGUGUCCCGUGGACCCUGCAACUGGUUCCUCUUCACCGAUGUCCUGAAGAGGCUGAAGCUUUCCUCAAGAAUCUUUCAGGCCCGGUUCCCGCAUCUUGAAAUCACCACCCUGCCCAAGGCCGAGUUCUACCGGCAGGUGGCCUCAAGUCAGCUGCUGACCCCUGCUGAGAGGCCUGGGAGCUUGGAGGACAGAUCUCCCCCAGGUUCUUCUGAGACUGUGGAGCUGGUGCAGUAUGAGCCAGAGCUGCUGCGGCUCCUAGGGUCUGAGGUGGAAUAUCAGUCUUGGAGCAGUUGACAGAAACGGCCCCUCCCCCGUUCUUCUUUCUUCUCCUCCGAGUUCACCCUUCCCCCACCGCCUAUGUCUCCCCCACCAAGCACCAGACUGCAGAAUGAGGCAAUAAUACGGACCAACAAGAAGCCGCCUUAUCAAUGCCAGCAUUAGUGACUGGAUUUUUGUUUCGUUUUGUUUUUUGGGUUACAGUUAGUUCUCAUCUCCCUGUUGUUGUUGUGGUUGGUGAUGGGGGUGGAAAGUUGAACUCCACUUCUGAAGACAAGAGGUCUGGAGAUGGUGGAAGGUGGCACCAGGGUCCCUUGGACUGGCUUCUAUGCUUAUGACCAAGACCAAACAUGGACCUGGGUGGCUGUGGCCUGUCCUAAGGAGAAAUGAGAAAAGCCCAAAUCUCUCGAGUGCCCCUCCCUAUCUCCCUGUUCUCUUCUGUCUUCCAUAGUAUUUAUUUUAUUAGUAUUUAAUUUGUAUUGUUUCAUUGGUUUCUGAUAAGUCUGUAUCACUGUGACGAUUUGAGACAAGUUGUUGUAUUGAGGGACUUUCUUUACCUCCUUUCCUUUUUCUUUCUGGGUAAGCUUUGGGGAUGCUCCCUCCCUCUAAGAAAAUUAUUCCCAGGUAGUCUUUCCCCAGUUGGGGAGGGAGCAGGGUGAGGAAGGCUAGGGGGACAUCAUCAUAUGACUAAACAUCCUGGCUGCUGCUGGCCCAGAGCUGGGGGGCUGGGGGCAAAUCCCUGGCCUUUGGUGCUCCCCCACCCCCUGCCAGUUUUGCCCUACCCUGCCCUUUGUAGCAGCUCUACCAUCUUGAGAUGAGUGUGUACUGAGGAGAGGCUUCCUGAGUUACUCUAAUAAAGGCAGGUUGAGAAUGGGCCCGAGGGGUGAGGGUGCGUCCCUCACACUGCUCCGCUCAGAGUGCACAGUGUGAAGUUAUCCUGGCAUCUUUUGCCCUGUACCCAUCCCCUCCUUGCCUCACCCUACCUACCCUGGGCUCCCUCCCCAUCUUGAGAUACUGAGCCUUUUCACCUCCCAGCCUUUGCCCUGCCAUCCCUACCGCAGACGUCUGGCCCCCUUUCCCCGGCUCUCCUCCUUUGGAGUCCGCAAAGGGCCCUGGGACUGACUAGGCAAGGGCAGAGGCUAGUCUCUAGUCCGGCUCCACACCCACUUGGGGACUUGGAGCUGAGUGAGUGGCUCAUGGGCCUCAGAAGCCUAAGUGUUAGAUCUGUUAUAGGAGAGUGGGGGGGGGGGAGCUGGGGUUGUUUCCAUGGCCCCACCCCUCCACACCAUCAUCUUUCCCGCUCUUCUUAUUUUUCUACCGAUUGCUAUUUUUCCGAACAAUCCUUGUAGAGAGUAUGUACCAUCGAAAGGCAGGAGGGCCUUGCUGUGGUUGGCUCUGGAUGGAGAUGGUACAGUUUUAUUGUACAGGUGCUAAACAACAAAAGAAGAAGAAAAUGGAAAAAAAAGACAAAAAAGGAAAAAAAAAAAGCCAGUUUGGGGAUGGGACAAUCUGUUCUCUGGAGGCUCCUGACCCAUUUAGGAGCAUUGUUUCUUUUAACUGUGUGUGAUUUUGUUCCCAUGGGAUUUUCUGGGCCCCCUUCUGUAGGACAGCCCCACCAUCCUGCCCAAUUGGUUUUGAACAAUUGUUUUCCCUUUUUAACAACAACAAAGUUAUAUAUAUAUAUAUAUGUAUAUGUAUAUACGUAUAUAUAUGUAUAUAUAUAUAUAUAAAGUUGAGGGGGUUUGGACUUCAAGUUUCUUUGUUGUGUUGGGAUUUACGAUCCUGUGUGGUUUAUUUUGUUUUCUGUUGGCCUUUACUUUGUUUUGCAUUUGGGUGUGUACUCUGGCUGCCCUUUAUGUUUCGUUUUCAGCCACUGGCUGAGGAGUCAAAAACACUUGCAUACUGAAAAACCUGUGUCAGGGCCUUUGUCUCUUGUCUUCACGCUUCUCCUCUUUGUGGCUUUUGGGGAGAUAAGUGGUCCCUAGGGAUACAGUGGGUGAAGGCAAGGCAAGAUAGAGCUUUGGGUCAUUAGGUCGGGGUGAGAAUCUGGAAAGGAAGGAUGGGCAUGUCCCAGGGCCCCUGCCCACCUGAAGGUAAAAUGGUCAACUUGGGGUUGCCUUCACCUGAUGAUGUGGGAAGAGCAUUCCUUGUUUGCAACUGGAGUAACAGGAAUAGGGGAGAGGCCUCCUAUGGCUGCUGGGUGGUGGUGCGGUCCUCCCUAAUCCAGUCGGAAAUUAUCUGCCCGCUGAUUCCUCUUCAUGCUGGGACUAUCCACCUGGCUACACUGUCAUUCCCCAGCCUGCCCUUACCCUUGCUAGCCUUCACUGCUGUACCAGUGCCUUACCUGCCCACCUGAGCAGUGCUGGCUCUCCACGAUUCUAGUUUCCAAUGACAUAGCAUAAACACAAGACACCUGUCCCUGGUUCUACAAUUACUCCCACUUUUCGAUAAACAGAAGUUAAAAUGUGUCUUUGAGUGAGAGAUUUUCUGAAGGUCUGGAUCCUACAAACUUUUAAGCUCUGUGUCUUUGGGGCCUCUCACUGUAGCUUGAGUGGGCAGGCCACAGGAAUGAUGUAUCUGGCUUCUUGGAGUCCAGUCAUUGUCCAGGAGUAAACUUAAGUGCUCUCCUUACCCACACCUCAGAAACUUGCUUCUGCUUGAGUCUGCUCAGAUACAGGAGCAUCAUCCUUUUUAGAGGCACAACACUAAUCUGCCUCACUGCUGUUCCCCUCCCCACUUUCUGAUCACAGGUCAUCCCAAACACCCCAUAGUGUUUCCCAUUUCAGGUCCAUCCUCUGUUUGAAACUUGCAAUAAAAAGGCAAGCAUACAUGGUGGCACAUGCCCAUAAUCCCAGCUUGAGGGAGUGGGGCAUUGAGGCAGAUGGAUUGCUGUGAAUUCUAGGUCAAGCCAGGGAGAUAUGGCAAGACCCUGUCCCAAAACAACAAGCAGGGUGUGGUAAUGCAUGCCUGUAAUCCCACUUCUCUGAAAGACAGAGGCAGGAGGGUUUGAGGUCAGCUUGGGCUACACAGAUGAGACCUUGUCUCAACAAAAAGGAACUUGAAGUUCAGAAGUCAGGCAUGUCAGGAGGUUACAGAAGCCAUGUAUGUUGUGGUUUGACAGGAUUCAGAGAGGCCCAAAAUGCUGUGGGAGCUCAAAGGGCUGGACAAGGGCACCUGGAUGAUUGGAACACAUGGCCUGGGAGAGAUGACGAAUGGUGUAUACUUAGUAUAAAUAGUUAUCAGGGGAUGAUGUUUGGAUUGAGGGCGCAAUCUGAGCAAAGGCUUGGAGAGGAGAAUUUUUAAAAGAGUCAACAGCAGUUUCAUAUUUUCAUGCUUAUGGUUUUUUUUUUUUUACCCACACAUUAACUGGAGACCAUUGUCAGGUUAUGAGAAUCAAGGCUGGAAGCAUGGACUGAUACUAAAGCUAGUGGCCUUUUAAAUCUGGAGUUAGACAGUUGUGAGCUGCCAUGCGGGUACUGGGAAUUAAACCGGUAUCCUCUGGAAGAGCAGCCAGUGCUCUUAACUGUUGGGCCAUCUCUCCAGCCCCAAUUAAACUGGUGGCCUCUUAAUUAAAAGUUCUUUGAGUGCUUUCCUGUGUGGAAUAGGGAAGAGCUAAUACCGCUCACUACUGUGCACCUUGCUUGAGAGCCUAAUCUUUCCAGUAGGCGCUCAGUUUACCAAACUCUGGAUAGAUGAGACUUUAUAAAGAACAAAAUAAGAGUUUCGCUGAAGUCAGUUCCCCCUGUGCCAAUGUCAGUUAGUAUUGAUCUUGCCAGGAUGGUCCUCUUCUGGUGUUGAAAGCAUCCCUAUCAGCUUCUGGAUUUUCAUGCCUGGUCCCUAGAUGAUAGAGGUGAUGGAGAGAGGUGAACUGGGCAGUACGUUGCCGCUUUCAUAAUCUGGUCUAAUCAGGAAGUCUGUUGGGCAUUUUAUUGUGUCCGGUCUUGACGUGUUUUCAAAGAGUCAGGUAUGCCCAAGGCAUCCUGGACCACUAUAAGGGAGUCACCAAAUGUUCAGGCAUGCUGGAUUCAGAAGGAGGGCAGGCCUGGUUCUGUUUCCCCCCUAGAGGGAUAGUUUCCACUAUUAGGGCCCCCCCCACCACCACUGCAACGAUGUGUCACUGGGUACAUGAUCCUCCCAGGCUCAGGGCCCCUUCUCCCGGAGCUUGGGUUCAAGCUGCAGACACAUGCCUCGAUCGUUUUCCAAUUUCAAGAGAGAAAGUGGUGGUUCGUGAUAGUGUCGCUAAAGGCAGGCCAAGGAGAGAGGAGCAUUAGAUCUAGGGCCUGUCGAGGGAUUGGUGAUGGCCCAGAGCUUGCUUUUGCUGUUCUAGGGAGAGUGCAGGGAGCCAGGGAGGCCAGCCGACUCUUGCUCACCUGCGAGAACGUGAGGCUGGGGGCGGGGCCAGGGAGCGGUUGGCCAAUGAGGAGGAGACAUUUCGUGGACAGCUGAACUCUCCUUGGGAAGGAAAGAGGACCGAGGGUAAAGUUCGAAGCUCCAGAGCUAGGGUGGUUGUCGGCGGGAACCAAAACCUCCCAGGGAGUCAGAGAACAUGGUCAAGGGACAGGAAGACGCCCGCUUAGCCCGAUCCUCUGGGAGCGGUGGGCCACGCCCUGGCCGCCCCUCCCUCCCCGGGCUCCGCCUGGCUGGCCCACCACCGCCGGC
Molecule: messenger RNA, 10790 nt
Organism: Peromyscus eremicus (cactus mouse)
Lineage: Eukaryota; Metazoa; Chordata; Mammalia; Rodentia; Cricetidae
Gene: Bcorl1
Product: BCL6 corepressor like 1
Exons: 16
Coding region: 768-6149 (1793 amino acids)
Biological process (GO): negative regulation of transcription by RNA polymerase II
Cellular component (GO): nucleus
Molecular function (GO): protein binding; transcription corepressor activity
Source: RefSeq, a predicted model, not a curated record